This is a messenger RNA of Tarenaya hassleriana, 2563 nucleotides long. Its product is annotated as pentatricopeptide repeat-containing protein At5g13270, chloroplastic. Gene Ontology annotation, biological process: RNA modification. The record is from RefSeq and is a predicted model, not a curated record. The coding region runs from base 98 to 2371 and encodes 757 amino acids. Gene Ontology annotation, molecular function: zinc ion binding; protein binding; RNA binding. Lineage: Eukaryota; Viridiplantae; Streptophyta; Magnoliopsida; Brassicales; Cleomaceae. The transcript has a single exon.
UUCUGUUGCUGUCAAAAAAACUCCGCUUCUUCAGCCGCUUCUCACUCUUUACGAUCUCCAAAAAUUCAGAAAAGUUCGUAUUUUUUUUGCUUCGACAAUGGCGAUCGUUUGUCUGAACCCCUCGUGCAAUUCCUCAAGUUCGUCUGCCUUCGAUGUAAAUUCUCAAAUCCGGUUGGGAAAGAAUGCCAACUUCGAUCAGAUUCCGUCAUGGGUUUCGCUCAAACGGAGAGAUUCUUCUGCAAAAAUCUCGCAUAAGCAAGGUCAAGUCGAGAAUUUGCAUUUGGUUUCGUUGUCGAGGCAAGGGAAGCUGAAGGAGGCGUUUGAGUUUUUCAAGGAACUGGACAAGGCUGGUGUCUCCAUCAGCCCGCGUUCUUACGAAUGUCUACUGGAGACUUCCAGAGAAUUGAAAUCUCUACCUGAUGGGAGAUUCUUGCAUGACCAUAUGCGAAGAACUAUGGAAAAUCCAUCUGGGUUUCUUCAGAACUGUAUUCUGCGGAUGUACUGUGAGUGCGGGAGCUUAGAAGAAGCACAGAGAGUGUUUGACGAAAUGCCCCACAGAAACGCGGUUUCUUGCAUAGUUACAAUGAUGUCUGCUUACGCGGAACAUGGUUUGUUGGAUAAAUCUCUUUGCUUGUUCACGAGAAUCAUGGAGUCAAGAAGCAAAUUGAGUUCUUCCGUUUAUACAACACUCUUGAAAUCCUUGACAAACCCUUCUGUUUUGGACAUCGGUAAGCAAGUUCACGCCCAUGUUAUACGAUCUGGGUUGAGUAGCAAUGCCUCUAUCGAGACAGGGAUCUUGAACAUGUAUGUGAAAUGUGGUUGGUUAGCUGGUGCGAAGCUAGUGUUCGACCAGAUGGUAGUAAAGAAACCAGUAGCUUGGACGGGUUUAAUGGUGGGUUAUACUCAAGCUGGAAGAGAGAGAUAUGCUUUAGAACUGUUUCUGGAUUCGAUAAGGGAAGGUAUCGAAUUGGACGGAUUCGUGUUUUCAAUUGUUCUCAAGGCAUGCGCCUCUUUGGAAGAGUUUAGUCUCGGGAGACAAGUGCAUGCCCGUGUGGCUAAGCUCGGGAUUGAGUCUGAUGCUUCGGUUGGAACCCCGCUAGUUGAUUUCUACAACAAAUGCGGAAACUUUGAGUCAGCAAUUCGUGCAUUCGGAGCAAUUCAUGAACCGAACGAUGUUUCCUGGAGCUCGAUAAUCUCAGGAUACUGCCAAGUGGGUCAAUUCGAGGAGGCGAUUAACAUCUUCAAGUCUUUAAGAAACGAGGAUAUGGUUCUUAAUUCUUUCACUUACACUAGCAUAUUCCAAGCAUGUUCAUCAUGUGCAGAUUGCAAUACCGGCGCUCAAGUUCAUGCAGAUGCGAUAAAACGAGGUCUAAUCCGAUCUCUACAUGGUAAGAGCGCUUUGAUUACAAUGUACUCGAAAUGUGGCAGAUUAGACUAUGCCCGUGAAGCCUUCGAAUCAAUAGAUAGACCCGAUACUGUCGCCUGGACAGCAUUUAUAUCGGGCCAAGCUUACUAUGGAAAUGCCUACGAAGCACUGAGUUUGUUCGAGAAGAUGGUGGGUUGUGGUAUAAAUCCGAAUGGAGUUACAUUUAUCGCGGUUUUAACAGCUUGCAGUCAUGCAGGUCUCAUUGGAGAAGCCAGGAAUUAUUUGGAGACGAUGCUUAGUAAAUACAAUGUCGGUCCAACCAUCGACCACUACGAUUGUGUGAUCGAUGUAUAUGCUCGUGCUGGGAAAUUAGAUGAAGCUUUCGAGUUUAUGAAGGGCAUGCCUUUUGAACCUGACGCAAUGAGUUGGAAAUGUCUUCUAAGUGGGUGUUGGACUCAUAAGAAUCUAGAGCUCGGGAAAGUUGUGGGUGAAGAACUUCGACGGCUUGACCCAAAAGAUACCGCAGGAUAUAUUCUACCGUUCAAUCUCUAUGCAGCGGCCGGGAUGUGGGAAGAAGCUGCCGAGAUGAGAAAGUUAAUGGCCGAGAGGAAACUAAAGAAGGAGCUUAGCUGUAGUUGGAUUAGUAUCAAUGGUAGGUGCCAUCGGUUCAUCGUGGGCGAUAAACACCACCCGAAAACCGAGCAGAUCUAUGCGAAGCUGAAGGAGUUCGAUGAUUUCGGGAAAGGUGACGGGUUUCGGUGUGGUUUCCCCGAGAGGAGAGAGCAACUUCUUGAUCAUAGCGAGCGACUCGCCAUCGCUUUCGGGCUGAUAUCGGUGACAGGUGAUGCCCCUAUAAGGGUGUUCAAGAAUCUCCGGGCGUGCAGUGAUUGCCAUGAGUUUGCGAAACGCGUUUCUUCGGUAACAGGUCGAGAAAUCAUCGUUCGGGAUUCGAGGAGAUUCCACCAUUUCCGGCAAGGACAAUGCUCUUGCAACGAUUACUGGUGAUCUCUGUCGGAACCAUACUUGAACCUGCUUGUAUAUAUUGUCAAACGUGGUGUGGAUAAUGCAAUACCAUAGGAUUCUAGACAUGCUUGAAUAGUGCGAUCUAGUCAUAGGAUGUUGUCGGGUAUCCGUGAUUUUGGGAUAUUCGAUUCCAAAUUCGUGUUUUUCAGUUUCAGGAAUCUAAAUCCGUCCCCA